Molecule: messenger RNA, 1599 nt
Organism: Ascochyta rabiei
Lineage: Eukaryota; Fungi; Ascomycota; Dothideomycetes; Pleosporales; Didymellaceae
Product: Sterol 22-desaturase
Exons: 4
Coding region: 1-1599 (532 amino acids)
Biological process (GO): sterol metabolic process
Molecular function (GO): monooxygenase activity; heme binding; oxidoreductase activity, acting on paired donors, with incorporation or reduction of molecular oxygen
Source: RefSeq, a predicted model, not a curated record
AUGGCGCUCAACGCGAGUUUCGUCUCGCCCACGGCUGAUGCAAAAGUCGCCCACAUCAUCACCCAGUUCGACACGGCCGGUCUGCUCUCCACCGUCUUCAAUGGCCUCACUUUCUGGAAGGCGGCGCUCGCGCUGCUGGUGGGCGCUGUUCUCUACGAUCAGUUCAUGUACAUCUGGCAGAAGGGCUCCAUCGUGGGACCUGCCCUGAAGACGCCGUUCAUGGGCCCAUUCCUCGACUCGGUCAACCCCAGCUUCACAAAGUACCACGAGAAAUGGUCGUCUGGCGCGCUGAGCUGCGUCUCCGUCUUCCACAAGUUCGUCGUCAUCGCCUCGACGCGCGAAAUGGCCCGCAAGAUCUUCAACUCGCCCGCGUUCGCCAAGCCCUGCGUCGUCGAUGCCGCCUACAAGCUCCUGCGCCCGGAGAACUGGGUCUUCCUCGACGGCAAGGCCCACGUCGACUACCGCAAGGGCCUCAACGGCCUCUUCACCCGCCAGGCGCUCGAGCAGUACCUCCCCGGCCAGGAGGAAAUCUACAACGAGUACUACAAGCGCUUCAUCGAGCUCUCCCAGGUCCAGCACAAGGGCGAGCACAUCCCCUUCAUGCAGGAGUUCCGCCUCUUGAUCACCGCCAUCAGCUGCAGGACCUUUGUCGGCCACUACUGCUCCGAGGAGGCCGUCAAGAAGAUUGCCGACGACUACUACCUCAUCACCGCUGCCCUCGAGCUCGUCAACUUCCCCAUCAUCCUGCCCUUCACCAAGAGCUGGUACGGCAAGAAGUGCGCCGACAUGGUCCUGGACGAGUUCUCCAAGUGUGCUGCCAAGGCAAAGGUCCGCAUGGCCGCCGGUGGUAAGAAGGAGUGCAUCCUCGACUUCUGGGUCGCCAACAUGAUCGAGUCGGAGAAUUACCGCAAGGCCGUCGAGAAGGGCGAGAAGGUCGAGAAGCCCUCCAUGCUCAUCCGCUGGUUCACCGACCUUGAAAUCUCCAUGACUCUUUUCACCUUCCUCUUCGCCUCCCAGGACGCCACCUCCUCCGCCGCCACCUGGCUGUUCCAAAUCAUGGCCGACCGUCCCGAGUACCUCGACAAGGUCCGCCAAGAGAACAUUGACGCCCGCAACGGCGACAUCCACGCCGAGAUCUCGCUCGACGCGCUUGAGAAGCUGCCCUGGACCCGUGCAGUCGUCAAGGAGGUCCUUCGCUACCGCCCUCCCGUAAUCAUGGUUCCCUACCUCGCCAAGAAGGACUUCCCCCUCACUCCUGAAUAUACCGUUCCCAAGGGCUCCAUGGUCAUCCCGACCACCUACAUGGCCCUGCAUGACGAAGAGGCUUACCCUAACCCCGACUCGUACGAGCCCGAGCGCUGGAUCACCGGUACUGCGGAUCAGCAGACCAAGAACUGGCUCGUGUUCGGUACCGGGCCACAUUACUGCUUGGGCCAGACAUACGCGCAGGCCAACCUGAUGCUCAUGAUCGGCAAGGCUAGUAUGAUGCUUGACUGGAACCACAAGGUUACCGAUCUGAGCGAGGAGAUCAAGGUGUUCGCCACCAUCUUCCCUAUGGACGACUGCCUUCUUACCUUCAAGGAGCGAACAGCGGCAUAA